Molecule: messenger RNA, 3085 nt
Organism: Hirundo rustica (Barn swallow)
Lineage: Eukaryota; Metazoa; Chordata; Aves; Passeriformes; Hirundinidae
Product: zinc finger protein 239-like
Exons: 1
Coding region: 1-828 (275 amino acids)
Biological process (GO): regulation of transcription by RNA polymerase II
Molecular function (GO): DNA-binding transcription factor activity; RNA polymerase II cis-regulatory region sequence-specific DNA binding
Source: RefSeq, a predicted model, not a curated record
AUGGAGGAGGAGGAGGAAAAGCCCUGGAGGUGCCGCACGAGGAGGGGCAGCAAACCCAGCGCAGGGAGCUGUGAGAAGCAAAGACCCGCCCUGUGCCAGGAGGGCGGCCGGAGAUCCAGCCAGAGCUCAGAGCUGGUGGAGAAGCCUCAUGGAGGGGAGAAGCCCCACAAGUGCUUGGAAUGUGGGCAGGGUUUCAGCCAGAGAUCCAGACUGAUCGAGCACCAGGUGAUCCACACUGGGCAAUGGCCCUAUGAGUGUGGGGAAUGUGGGAAGGGUUUCAGCCGGAGCUCCAAUCUGAUCCGGCACAAGAGGGUCCACACUGGGGAGAAGCCCUACGAGUGUGGGGAAUGUGGGAAUAGAUACAGGUAUAGCUCCCACCUGAGGAGACACCAGGUGAUCCACACUGUGGGGAAGGCCUACGAGUGUGGGGAAUGUGGGAAGAGCUUCAGAGACAGCUACAGCCUGAUCCAGCAUCAGGUGAUCCACACUGGGGAAGGGCUCUACACCUGCCUGGAAUGUGGGAAGGGCUUUGGAUAUAGCUGCGACCUGAGAAAGCACCAGCGCAUCCACACUGGGGAGAGGCCCUACGAGUGUCCCGAGUGUGGGAAGAGGUUUCACACCAGCUCCAAUCUCCUCGUACAUCAGCGGAUUCACACAGAGGAAAGGGCCUUCCGCUGCCCUGACUGUGGGAAGGGCUUCAAGCACAACUCACACCUCACUGUCCACCGGCGCAUCCACACCGGGGAGAGGCCCUACGAGUGUCCUGUGUGUGGGAAGAGCUUCUCCAGGGGUUCUCACUUGGCCAAACACCAACGGAGGCACCGCUAAGGGAAGCCCUGCGAGUGCCCCGAGACCGGGAAGAGCUUUGUGUGCUGCUCCAGCUCCAUCCCCUGUGGUUUGAAAAGACAGGUGUCUGCUAAGGAGAGGCAGGCCUCUCUAGGAACGAGGACUUCAAAUCCUUCCCUCCAUGUUAUUAUAAUUUGGAAGAUUAAAAAAAAACUUUUCAGUCAGAGCUAUGGGGAAAAAGAAUAACAGUCCUUUACUAGUAAAUAUAACAGGACAGACAAAAAACAACAGCAAUUAUAACAAUAGUAAAACAGAACCAAGAACCCCGAGGGCAAACGGUGGAAGCUCCGGCGCUGAUGACUGGAAGCUGGAAGCGGUGGAUUGUCCUCGGCAGGCAGGGGGUGUCCUGGCAGGCAAAAUGGGCAGUGCUGGAGAACCCGCAGUGGCUGGACCCGGGCUGAGCCAAAAUCCAGCAGGGCAGCGAAGAAACUCCGAAUUCCUGGGCGCUCCAAGAGAUGGUAGAAUUCCCAGGACCAGACUCCUCCAUUAACUGUGGACUCCAUGCAGCUCUGAGUCGCCCAAUCGUGCUCCCCAGAAAAACUGAGAGCAGUGAGCCCCACCACCCCCAGCUCCCCGGAGCUUUUUUCCCUCCCCCAAAACUAAGUGAUCAACUUCCUUUGUUCGGGUGAGCACCCUUUAACUACCAGUAUUUAGUCUCCUAGCAACUUAUGGGGGGGAAAAAUUCUACAGGAAACUUAACCCUCAACAAUCCCCCAUGGGAGGAUCAGUGUUGGAUGAUCCCCAGUGAUCCCUAUUGGGCAGAGCCCUGCUGAUCCGUGGUCCUGGUAAUCCGUGUUGGGAAGACACCUGGCUGGGAUGCUCCACAUCUUCCUGGCUCCCCAUGGGCACCUGGAUGAACACAGGGGCAGGAACAUCCAUCGGGGCACAGACCGACAUUGGGAGUUCCUUGGGCAGAGUGGAUUUGUUGACUUUCAACCCCAGAAAAUCUUUUGUGUUCAAUCCUAUCAUCUGGAGGCAUCAAGGAAUACUGGAUGGUCUUGGAGGUCUUUUCCAAUCUCCGGGAUUCCACGAUUUUGAUUUCCUGUUUCCCAAGUGUGUCUUGCACAGCCAAAGAGUGAAGAUGAAGUGCAGGAACCAAGAUUUUAGAGACAGUGCGGUGGAAACCCCUCCAAAAAAGGUUCUUCCCUCCCAGCCAAACACAUGGAUCCUCAGCUGGCAUAGACACAGCAAUCCUUUUUGUUUGACCUUGAUUUGUUGUUCAUUUCUCUUCAUCACUUUAAAUGUCCAACAUUGUGGUAAAAAUAAAGAGAUUGAACUGGGACAUGGGUAAGGACAUGGGGGACAUAGACAUGGUGGGACAUAGACAUGGAGAGUGACAUGGGGACACAUGGACAGGGAUGUGGCCAUUCAUGGGGACAUGAGGGGAAAUGGGCACAGCUGGAGAUGUGGGGGACAAUGACAGGGAUGGAUUUGUGGUGGGGAGACAGCCAUGGGUGAGGACAUGGUGGGACAUGGCCAGUGACAUGUGGGGACAUGGCCAUGGCCGGUGCCAUGGAGGGAACUUGCAGGGGCUGUGGGGGAUGCUGGGUUUGAGGGAGUUGAGGGUUCCUGGGAGGGACUUGGGGCUUGCUGAGGGCUUUGGGGAGCCCAGAGCUGGGAGACCCUGGCAGAGGUUGUGGGGCAGCUGCUCAAGGACCCCCUGAGCUGGACCCCCAGCUGGGCAUUGGGCUCCUGGAAGGGAAUGAAGGUCCUUGUCCCCAGGAGGGAAAUCCCAGCAGCCCCAGGGUAUUGGGGGCAGCUGAGAGGCCACAACAGGGAGAGGAAAGCCAAACAGAGCUGUCCCCCUCCAGAACUGCACCCCAAAAAUCCCAAACUCAGGGACUCCUCCCAGGAACAAGCUGUCAGGAGGUGCCUGAAUUGAGGGCAAGGGGGAUGGGACCUCAGACUGAGCAGGAGGGGUCUGGAACCUCCAAAACCAAGCAUGAUGGACAGGGCUGGUGGAUUGGGGGGCAGAGGGGAAGGGGUGGAAGAGCAGGGAAGAAGAGGGGGCUAGAACCCCCAAAUUGCUUUGGGAAGGGUCCCACUCCUCCUCCUUUCUAAUCCCCAAGAUGGUGCUGGGGCAGUGCUGGACUCUGGGCCUGGCUUGGGCACCCCCCAUGCGCCCCCUCCCCAAAUUCCCCUGGCAGCUUCAGGGGAAUACACAUCAAAAGAACUGUAAACCCCAACACAACUUGUCCCCACCACACUCAACAACCCUUCCUCAUUUGCAUGAGCCAAU